AUGGUGAUCAUGCAGCUGGGUGUGACGAGGAGAGCUACAGAUGCCUCUAGUGUUUGCACGGGCAACGAGCUAUGUCCAAAGUCGGCCAGCAUGAUUAGCCAGAUGGGAUCGGACAGUGUAGCCGGCCCGAACUAUGACGGCGGAGCGGACAGAUUUGUGGGAAAAGCAGGUUGUGUGACAAGUGGAAUUUGUGUAUCUUGGCCUGUCCGCAUGGCCUCGUCCAAGACUAGGCCAGAAUAG
Molecule: messenger RNA, 240 nt
Organism: Protopolystoma xenopodis
Lineage: Eukaryota; Metazoa; Platyhelminthes; Monogenea; Polystomatidea; Polystomatidae
Source: the annotation of a GenBank genome assembly